Pyricularia pennisetigena is the source of this 1362-nucleotide messenger RNA. RefSeq lists its product as uncharacterized. The record is from RefSeq and is a predicted model, not a curated record. NCBI's taxonomy places the organism in Eukaryota, Fungi, Ascomycota, Sordariomycetes, Magnaporthales, Pyriculariaceae. The coding region runs from base 1 to 1362 and encodes 453 amino acids. The transcript is spliced from 4 exons.
AUGGAGAAGAAUGAAACCGUGCCCUUGAACACGUUUGACAGCGUGUCGAUGCUCGCGGAGAUGGUAUUGACGAUCAUGCUCAAAUAUGAUCCAGUGCUCGAUCCCCGGGUCUUGGAAGCCGGACUCGUCGAGUUGGUCAACAAGGAAGGCUGGCGCAAGCUUGGCGCACGUCUCGAGCGUCAUAAAGGACGACUCGUGUACCAAAUCCCAGCGUCCUUUAGCAGUGAAUGCCCGGCGGUAGCCUUCUCGCACGUCCACCACGACCUGCGCAUGGCCGAUCACCCCAUUGCGCGCCACAUACCCACUUCUCAGGCGCUCUGCGGCGACAAGCCGAGCGUCGUACUCGAUCCCGACACCCUCCCCCCCCCUGGCGCGGCGUGCCGGCGCACCCAGGGGUUCUGGAGAAUGGAUCGCUUGCGGCUCGCCGCAGCUCAAACUCCACGUGGUCACUUUUCGCGACGGCACCACGGUGGCGGUCAGCUGCCUGCACUCGCUCUGCGACAUCACAGGGCUCGGCGCCGUGCUGGACGCCUGGUCCCUGGUGCUGCGCGGCCGCCGCGUCCCGCCCGCCGGCGCUUCCACCCACACCCGCUGCGCACGCUGCUGUGGGUGAUGCGCCGCACCUGGGAGAACCUCGCGUGGCACCGCGGGUGCGAAAGCCGCCUCGUCUGCGUUCCUGAACCCUUCCUCGCGCGCCUGCGGCAGGACGUGCUGGCACGCCUGGCUGCCAACCAGCCCGCAGACCCCGAGGGCGACGGGCCGCAGCCCUGGGUGAGCGAGGGGGACGUCCUGGUGGCCUGGUGGAGCCGGUACGCGACGCUGCACCUCGCCCGCUGGCCCGGCAGGCUGCUGUCGCUCAACAUCGCGUACAACAUGCGCCGGGCGCUGGCGGGGAGGCUGCUGCCGCCGCGGGGAGGAGGGCGAGGUCCUGGUGUCCAACUGCUCGGUCGGGUUGACGGCGUUCACGACGUGGCUCCGGGCACCGUCGACUCGAUCGCCGAGACGGCCGCGCUGGUGCGCCGGACCAUUGUGGAGAUGGGCACGGCCGAGCAAGCUGGCGGUGAUGCAGGCCGCUUGCAUGCCGGACCCUUCGCGGCCGUGGAGGCUGCGCGUGUGCGGCUCCGUCGGGAUGCACACCUGCAUGUUCUCCAACUGGACGCAGGCGCGCUUCUACCACGUCGAUCUCGGCCGCGAGGACGGCGGGUGGCGAUGAUCUCUGUGCGGACGCCGAGGCCCGAGCCGGUUCGGGACUCGUUCAUUGUUGUUGGAAAGGAUGCUCAGGGGAGGUAUUGGUUCUCGGGCAGACUGCGGAAGGGGCUAUGGGCUAAUAUUGAAAAGGAGUUGAAGAGAGAGUUCUUGUAA